Molecule: messenger RNA, 360 nt
Organism: Funneliformis mosseae
Lineage: Eukaryota; Fungi; Glomeromycota; Glomeromycetes; Glomerales; Glomeraceae
Source: the annotation of a GenBank genome assembly
CCAAAGAUAAGCCAAUCGGAUAGUAAAUAUAAUUGGCGAUUUGCAUAUCACGUGAGCGGUCCAGCAGUUAUAAAUUGUGCAAUUGAUCGUCUGAGUAAUUCGUCUGACAGUCUUGCACAAUUUUUAACCAUGUCAGAACUGUGGAAUAUUUAUUUUGACACAGCACAACCAAAAGAUUACAAGUCGUAUAAAUUGAAAAUGGAUCUUGCUAAUCUGAAAAAGUAUGGUUCGGACGAAAUGAAAACGAGCGCUAGUAAGUUAGACGAAGCUCGCAAGCAAUCGGAAUGUUGGCCCACCUUACGGAAUGGAAUGUCCGUUGUGUCGCCUCUUACAUGCUUUAUCUUCAAUCAUACACCUUGA